Messenger RNA from Morus notabilis, 2476 nucleotides. Its product is annotated as pentatricopeptide repeat-containing protein At1g11290, chloroplastic. The record is from RefSeq and is a predicted model, not a curated record. Lineage: Eukaryota; Viridiplantae; Streptophyta; Magnoliopsida; Rosales; Moraceae. Bases 43 to 2184 code for a protein of 713 amino acids. Gene Ontology annotation, biological process: RNA modification. Gene Ontology annotation, molecular function: RNA binding; protein binding. The transcript has a single exon.
GCUCGCAAGUUGUUGGGUUCUCAUCUCCCAUUUCCAUCUAACAUGCUAACCUCUCAACGAUCAAGAAAUCUCCUCCUCCCCAAUUCUUUCCUUCCCAAAUUCCGGCACUUUCCCGGUACCCAAACACGACCUCUCAACACUCUCUCUUCACUCUUGAACCUCUGCACCAAACCCAGACAGCUCACCCAAAUCCACGCCCGCUUCAUCCUCCAUGGCCUCCACCAAAACCCGACAGUCUCAUCGAAACUCAUCGACUCUUACGCCACCUUUGGCCUGCUUAAUCUCUCUCAACAACUCUUCAAUUCUUUUUCUAAUCCAAAUUCGGUUCUUUACAACGCAAUGCUGAGAAAUCUGGCCAUGUUGGGUCAUUUUGAGAGGGCCGUUUUGGUUUACCGAGAAAUGGUCGAGAAAUUCAUUUACCCGGAUGAGGAAACUUUUUCUUUUGUUUUGAGGUCGUUUUGUUGCUUGGGAGAUGUCGAAAAUGGGAAAAGGGUUCAUGGGUGUUUGGUGAAACUGGGUUUGGAUUCAUGUCGUUUGGUGGGUUCUGCUUUGGAAGAUUUUUAUAGGAAAAGUGGUGGUAACACGGGUGGUGGAUUGGAUUAUUGGAAUUUUUUUAUUGUUAAGGCUGCUCAAAGUGGAAAUGGAGUGGAAAGUUUUAGGCUUUUUAAGAGGAUGAGAUUAGAAAGUGUAGAGCUUAAUUCGGUUACUUUGUUAAGCUUGUUGAGGUCUAGUGUUGAUUUGAACUUGUUGAGUGUGGGAAAGAUUGUUCAUUGUUUGGUUUUGGUUAGCAAUUUGGGGAAAGAUUUGGCUGUUAAUACUGCAUUGUUGUCUAUGUAUGCAAAGUUGGGUGCUUUACGAGACGCCGGAGUUUUGUUCGAGAAAAUGCCCGAAAGAGAUUGUGUUGUUUGGAAUGUGAUGAUAUCGGCAAAUUUUCGAAAUCGGCGUCCCAAGGAUGCCCUUAGAAUGUUGAGCUGCAUGGGAAGAUCAGGAAUAAGAGCUGAUCUAUUCACUGCACUGCCUGCAAUUUCUUCGAUUGCGCAGUUGAAAGCGAUUGAGUGGGGCAAACAAAUGCAUGUCCAUGUGCUCAGAAAUGGUAUAGACUACCAAGUUUCAGUUCACAAUUCACUUAUUGACAUGUAUUGUGAGUGUGAUAAAUUAGGUUUGGCAAGAAAGAUUUUUGACUUGGUGAAUGAUAAAACUCUGGUUACAUGGAGUGCAAUGAUCAAAGGAUAUGUGACACAUGAUCAGUUUCUUGAUGCUCUUUCUUUAUUUACCAAGAUGAAAUCUGAUGGGCUUAAAGCAGAUUUCAUUACAAUUAUUAACAUUUUGCCUGCUUGUGUGAAUAUAGGGGCACUAGAGAAUGUGAAGUGCUUACAUGGGUAUUCUAUUAAAUUUGGUCUUGGCUCACUUUCGUCGCUUAAUACAGCGCUUCUUGUUAGCUAUGCGAAAUGUGGAUGCAUAGAGAUGGCUCGGAAGCUUUUUGAUGAAGAGAAAAUCAAUGAUAAGGAUGUGAUCACAUGGAACUCUAUGAUCAGUGCGUAUGCUAGGCAUGGAGGUUGGAAACAAUGUUUUGAUUUGUACGACCAAAUGAAGCAAUCGAACAUUAUACCCGAUCAGAUUACCUUUCUUGGAGUAAUAACAGCGUGUAUAAAUUCUGGUCUUGUGGAAGAAGGGAAAAAGGUUUUUAAGGAGAUGACGGAAUCAUAUGGUUGCCAACCAAAUCAGGAACACUAUGCUUGCAUGGUUGAUCUACUAGGUCGUGCCGGGCAUCUCAACGAGGCCAGGGAACUUGUGAAAUCCAUGCCUUUUGAGCCAGAUGCUCGAGUAUGGGGACCUUUGUUGAGCGCAUUUAAGAUGACGAAUUCAGAGACUGGCCUUGCUGAGUAUGCUGCUGAGAAGCUUAUAACUAUGGAACCGAAAAAUGCCGGGAAUUACAUAUUGCUCUCCAACAUAUAUGCUGCGGCAGGAAAGUGGGACGGAGUUGCGAAGAUGAGAAGUAUUCUUAGGGACAGAGGGCUGAAAAAAACCCCAGGGUGUAGCUGGCUCGAGAUAAAUGGACGCGUACAUGAGUUCCGCGUAGCUGAUUGGUCUCAUCCAAGAUCUAAUGAUAUAUACACAAUAUUAGGAAACUUGGAGCUGGAAAUCAAGAUGCUAAAGGACAAGAGAUUAGAAAAUAUGAUUUAAACCCAAAUUCUGUCACCAGAGGAUUGGUUUUUGCAUUGAUUAUGGGAGAGUAGAUAUCCCAAAUUCUGUUCACGAGAGGAUUAGUUUUUGCAUUGAUUAUGGGAGAGUAGAUAUCAGCUUCUACAAUCGUUACUAAGGAACAAUAGCUGAAACAAAAAGACCAUAAAAAGACAACGAACUAUUUUUUGCUAGCCAUAAAGAAAACGCAUCACGGAGAAGGUAAAAGAUUUGAGCUGUAAGGUGUUGAGUUGUUACGCGGCCUCUUUAUACUGUACACUUUCCCUUUGAUCGC